This is a messenger RNA of Oppiella nova, 402 nucleotides long. Lineage: Eukaryota; Metazoa; Arthropoda; Arachnida; Sarcoptiformes; Oppiidae. The record is from the annotation of a GenBank genome assembly.
AUGGGUCGGGUACACCCUUCUGAGACGAACUCUUCGUGGAUACUAAAGGGUUGUAUCGAUUUCUUACUGAGCGAUAAGAUGUCUGCAAAGAAGUUACUCGAGAGUUAUGUCUUCAAAAUAAUCCCGAUGUCUAAUCCGGACGGAGUUAUCAAUGGAAACUCGCGGACGGGCGCACAGGGAGAAGAUCUGAAUCGACAGUGGCGUCGACCAAACCCUCUGUUGCAUCCGACAGUCUAUCACAUGAAAGCGUUGAUUAAAUAUUUGAGUCAUAUAUCAAACGACACAAAUCCAGUGGUUUUAGUCGAUUUUCACGGACACUCCCGACGCAAGAAUAUCUUUGUUUACGGCUGUUGUCCGUCGAUGUCAUGGAAGAGAAGUGAUCGAAACAAAGCCGAAGAUAAC